GGUUACCUAUAACGUUGUUGAGGGUGCUUAUUUUGUUUGUUACAAUCUGUGCUGUUUUCUCAGUUAUUAGCAUAUACACACUCAAGCAUUUUGGGAUUGAGAGUGUUGUCACAACAACAGUGAUGAAAUCUAGUUUUCAGCCAUGUCGUGGGGAACAGGAUAGGUUGUUAGACUUGGAAGAUUGGAUUCGGCCUAAUUCAAAUCCAAUCCACAAUAUGAGCGACAAAGAAUUGCUUUGGAGAGCUUCAUUUGGUCCUAGGAUCAAGGAUUACCCUUUUAAAAGAGUUCCUAAGGUUGCAUUCAUGUUCCUUACCAAGGGACCAUUGCCAUUAGCACCCCUUUGGGAGAGGUUUUUCAAAGGAAAUGAGAGGCUUUAUUCGAUAUAUGUCCAUUCGCUGCCAUCGUUUCAGCCUCAGUUCAGUCGUUCUUCUGUUUUUUAUAACAGGCAAAUCCCUAGCAAGGUUGCUGAGUGGGGAAGGAUGAGCAUGUGUGACGCCGAAAGAAGACUACUCGCCAAUGCAUUGCUCGACAUCUACAAUGAGCGGUUUAUUCUUCUAUCCGAAUCAUGCAUUCCUCUCUACAAUUUCAGUUUCGUCUACAAUUACAUGAUGGAAUCCAAGCAUAGCUUCAUGAGUGUGUUUGAUGAUCCUGGACCUUAUGGAAGGGGACGCUACCAUAAUGAAAUGGCCCCUCUUGUGAACAUAACACAGUGGCGUAAAGGCUCUCAAUGGUUUGAAGUGAAUCGAAAGAUUGCCACCAGAAUUGUAGAAGACACGAGAUAUUAUCCGAUUUUUGAAAAGUAUUGUAGACCAGCUUGUUAUGUUGAUGAGCAUUAUUUUCCAACCAUGCUGAGCAUUGAAGCAGGGAAUGCAUUGGCUAAUCGGAGCUUAACCUGGGUGGACUGGUCCCGGGGUGGCGCGCACCCGGCUAGUUUUGGAAAAUCAGACAUCAGAGAAGAGUUCAUCGAUAGAGUUCGCAGUCGUCACCAAUGCAAAUACAAUGAAAGAAACUCCACAGUUUGUGUUCUUUUUGCAAGAAAAUUUUCCCCUAGUUCUUUGAAACCUUUGUUGGAUAUGGAUUCAAGGGUCUUAGGCUUCUAACACUUGAUAUUUUUCACUUUCAAUUGAAACUAUAGGAAAGAUAUACAUGUAGAAUAAUAAUAACAAUAAUAUAAAGUCUUUUGAAGCUUAGCUUAUAGCUUAGUAAAUCAUAUGGCUAUGGUGAUUGGUGGGUUUCUUGUUCACCAUUUUAGACAUUUUUUGAUGUACAAAGUAUAUGAUUAGCCCUUGUCUUUAAAAAUUUACAUAAUGAUUGAAUCUUGAUCUUCAUAAUUUGUUUGU
Arachis ipaensis is the source of this 1340-nucleotide messenger RNA. Its product is annotated as glycosyltransferase BC10. Lineage: Eukaryota; Viridiplantae; Streptophyta; Magnoliopsida; Fabales; Fabaceae. Gene Ontology annotation, molecular function: glycosyltransferase activity. The record is from RefSeq and is a predicted model, not a curated record. Gene Ontology annotation, cellular component: membrane.